UUUUUUUUUUUUUUUUUUUAUUAUUAUUAUUAUUACUAUUGUUAUUUAUUACUCAUUCUUAUCAAAGCAUUCCCACUAACAACCGAAAAGAUCUGAUCGUUGGAUCUUGCGACCAUUUCAUCAUUUCAUUUAGUUGCUUAUUACAUCUCCCUUUUCUCCCCUUCUAAUUACAACACUCUUACUGAUUGUCUGUAUGUGCCUUGCUUUCAUUCCUCUGUAAAUUACAUACAUUAUGGCUAAACUCACUUCUAAACGAGAAAAAGGACGGAAUUGGACUGCAAGCACCUUCUUGCCUGACAGUAGUAAUAACUCAGACAUUCAUUCUCAUUCCAACUCUAUCGACAGUGCCAUGUCAACUGCUACAGCCGCUUCUAAUGCUGGCCUGGAAGCCAUCACUGAAGACAUCUUAGAUGAUGAAAACAUGCUUGAAGUUGAAGAUAUUCAGCGUAUGGCUAAUGAAGCUCCAAAUAAUACGACCAGCAUUACUAGUAUUAGCAAUAACGGUCAUACAACUGCUCGUAACAAACAUAACAACGAUGAUGCCUCGAGCGAUAGUCAGGAUGAAGAUGAAGAGGACGAUAAUGAUGAACAUGACCAUGACCAUGAUAGCCAUGAUAAUGAAGAUGAAGACAGCAACUCUAGUCAGGACCAGGGCACAUCGGAAGAUAGCGACGACGAUCAUGAUCACGAAGAUAACAGUAACAGUAACAGCAAUAGUAACAGUGAUGAUGAUGAUGCUGAUUCAAACAACCACAACCACAACUAUCGAGAACAGAAUGGUCGGAUGGAUAUCCCUAAACGCUCACGUACGAGUCUUUCAUCCAAAAAGAAACGAGCCGCUCUGUCUACCUCGCCUUCAAACUCGAAUAGCACAGCUGGCAAGGUUGUUUCAGCGACCCCUUCGAAAAAAAUCACCAAAAAAUCUAAAAAGUGUGUCAAAUCAAAGAGCAGUAAGGGCGCGUUGAGCGCAGCAGCGCGUCAGGCAACUGAAGAAGCCAAAUUGGAGGCAGCCAAGCCGAUUGUCACUCGCUUUCUAGAGCUGGAGAAUACAAAGCUGAACGAUAAGCUUCUACAAGUGUUCAUGAUCAAUGGCAUGAUACCCUAUCUUCUUGAAAGUAUCACACGCUUGGACCCAGAGAUUGCAAAGAGCAUUGACAGCAACAUGGAUGAUGGCAAAAGUCAAGAGUCUAAAUUCUUGACACAUUUAGACCACUGUCGCAGGACUCGAGAUUACAGUGAUCUAAGCCUUAUGAAGAAGUCCUACACGGCUAUGAACCUCAUCACUCGUCCAGAUGUCUAUAACGAAUUUAUCCUAAGCAACAGCCACCAGACCAUUGUGCGAGAGCUUUUCAAAGUGUUUAGGCCAGAGUCCAAUGGCAACUUUCAUCACUUUUAUAAAGUGUUUGAAACAAUCUUGAAAAAGUUCCGUGUUCAGACAAUGGCCACCGUCUUUGAGGAUGUGGAUCCAGAAACAGGGGCCAGUAAAACACCUUUAGUCUUUGAAAUGUUACCAUUCUUAGACCAGCCACCUGUAGCCUUGUCCAUGACCAAGCUUCUGUUCCCAACGUAUGCAUAUGGGUUCACGGAACGGAUUAGAGGCUACUAUAAGAUUCUACAAAACGGGCAUUUUAUGGAGAUGUUGUUGGCGAUGGUUACGCUCACUAAAGGUAGCUCACUAUGUAUUUCCCAAGUCUAGAUUUGGGAAAUUUCUUGCAACUAAUAUUAUGUGCC
Lobosporangium transversale is the source of this 1731-nucleotide messenger RNA. RefSeq lists its product as hypothetical. NCBI's taxonomy places the organism in Eukaryota, Fungi, Mortierellomycota, Mortierellomycetes, Mortierellales, Mortierellaceae. Bases 233 to 1696 code for a protein of 487 amino acids. The transcript is spliced from 3 exons. The record is from RefSeq and is a predicted model, not a curated record.